This is a messenger RNA of Cylindrotheca closterium, 1524 nucleotides long. The record is from the annotation of a GenBank genome assembly. NCBI's taxonomy places the organism in Eukaryota, Bacillariophyta, Bacillariophyceae, Bacillariales, Bacillariaceae.
AUGUUUCGUAAUCAGUCAUCGUUACGAAGGUAUGCAAAUCGCUUCAUAAGCCGAAGCUCUACAGCAUUGGCAUCCCUCAAUCGCCCCACAGAAAUCGACGUGCAGGAACUGUUAAAACUGCUGAACAAUCGACCAAAUGGUGUGCUCGUCGCAGAGGAUGGAGUCAGCGAGGAUCUGACCCGCUACAACCAUGAUUGGACGAAUCAGUACAAAGGAAACUCUCGAGUUGUUGUGCGUCCGCAAUCGACUGCUGAAGUAUCUCGAAUACUGAAAUACUGCAAUUCCCGAAUGAUAGGUGUCGUUCCACAAGGAGGAAACACGGCAUUAACUGGUGGAUCAGUGCCUCUGGACUGCGAAGUGGUCCUAUCACUGGAGAAGAUGAGCGAUAUUCACAGCCUUGAUCCAACCACCGGUAUCCUCACUUGUGAUGCAGGAUGUAUCUUGCAGAAUCUCCUUGACUUCGCAGCGGCAAAAGAUCACCUUGUACCCGUUGACCUUGGUGCAAAAGGGACCUGCCAAAUUGGUGGAAACAUUAGUACCAACGCAGGAGGAUCCUUCUACUUUCGUUAUGGAUCGUUGCACGCAAAUGUAGUGGGACUUGAGGUUGUGCUGGCAAACGGCGAUAUUUUGGAUAUGGGCUGCACCACUGCAAACUUAAAGGACAAUACAGGAUAUGACAUGAAACAUUUGUUUAUUGGUGCGGAAGGUACCCUUGGUAUUGUUACAAGGGCAGCUCUCUUGUGCCCUCGCCUUCCACCAUCUAGAUGUACUACUUUGCUAGCGUGUGACUCAUUUGACAAUGUGUUAAAUGUCCUGGAGAUAGCAAAGAAAUCUCUGGGAGAAAUUUUGGCAGCGUUUGAGUUCAUCGAUGGCCCCGCCAUGAACCUUGUCUGUCAAACCCAAUCGAAACCUCUCCCUCUCCCAGCGUCUCAAGAUUGUCCUUAUUAUGUUUUAGUAGAAUCACAUGGCUCUUGUGCAGAGCACGAUCAGGCCAAGAUGGACAAGUUCUUGAAUAUUUUGUAUGAAGAAGAUUACGUGGUUGACGGGGUUGUUGCAGCUUCUCUCGAACAAAUGAACGCGAUGUGGUAUUUGAGAGAAUCGUGCAAUCCAAGUUGCGUAUCAAGCGGUUAUGUCUACAAAUAUGACGUGUCCUUGCCUAUUCCAGAAUUUCCGCGAUUCGUAGAGGAGUUGAAGGAAGCGCUGAAUGACAGAACCUUCUGCUCCUUAGACUAUUUCAACUGGGGGCAUGUGAUAGAUGGGAAUUUGCAUUGUAAUGUUGUGUGCAGAGGUAACUUUGAGACGAACUCAAGCCUCAGGGAAAGAAUUGACCGCUACGUCUUUGAAGGAGUAGAGAAGCGGGGUGGCUCCAUAUCUGCUGAACAUGGACUUGGGCAGCAGAAACGAAAGUACAUGGCAAAAUUGCACGGGUCUGAAACCUUGUCAAAAAUGUAUGAUAUCAAACGUUUAUUUGAUCCAAAUAGGAUCUUAAAUCCAGGAAAAUAUUUACCGGAAGACUGUCGAUAA